AUGGCAACCAACACAGCAGAGAAGCCCCUCGGAGACGGAACAGUCAAGUACAAGCAGCCAUUCAUUGUGUUUUCAGACUUUGACGGCACCAUCACAUUGCAGGACUCAAAUGAUUACCUUACAGACAAUAUUGGUUUUGGCCAAGAGAGGCGGGUGUUUCUGAACCAGGAAGUCCUCAAGGAUAAAAUGUCCUUCCGCGACUCAUUCGCAGAGAUGCUCGACAGUGUCAAGACGCCCUUCCCAGAGUGUGUCCAGUUGCUGCUCGACAACAUCAAGCUCGACCCUGGCUUUGCCACUUUCUACAAUUGGUGUCUUGACAACGACAUCCCCGUCGUUGUAUUGUCUUCUGGCAUGCAGCCCAUCAUUCGAGCCUUGUUGACCAAGCUCAUUGGACCCAAGGCAGACAAGAUUGACAUCAUCUCGAACGACGUCGCCAUUAAGGAAGACGGAUCAUGGGAUAUCCUUUUCCUAGAUGACCCUUCACACUUUGGCCACGACAAGUCACUCGCCAUUCGGCCCUAUGCAGCCCUCAACCCGCGUCCCAAGAUGGUAUACUGUGGUGACGGUGUCAGUGAUUUAUCCGCUGCCAGAGAAACGGACUUGCUGUUUGCAAAACGUGGUCGUGAUCUCGUCACCUACUGUAUCCGCGAGAAGAUGCCAUACACUGAGUUUGACUCGUUUGCAGACAUCCAUGCUGUUGUACAAAAGCUGCAUGCUGGAGAGACGACGCUCGAGGAGAUUGCACAGCAACAGCUGGCCGCCAAUGAGAAGUAGACGCAGCACUGCAUUCGUCGACAUAGACAUAGACAUAGAGUUGGGUUCAAUGAUCAUCCUCUUCGGGCUCCUCAUCGUCUGGCGA
Molecule: messenger RNA, 859 nt
Organism: Protomyces lactucae-debilis
Lineage: Eukaryota; Fungi; Ascomycota; Taphrinomycetes; Taphrinales; Protomycetaceae
Product: HAD-like domain-containing protein
Exons: 3
Coding region: 1-774 (257 amino acids)
Molecular function (GO): phosphatase activity
Source: RefSeq, a predicted model, not a curated record